Amphimedon queenslandica is the source of this 564-nucleotide messenger RNA. RefSeq names its product profilin-4-like. The transcript has 4 exons. Gene Ontology annotation, molecular function: actin monomer binding. The coding region runs from base 63 to 455 and encodes 130 amino acids. Gene Ontology annotation, cellular component: cell cortex. Lineage: Eukaryota; Metazoa; Porifera; Demospongiae; Haplosclerida; Niphatidae. The record is from RefSeq and is a predicted model, not a curated record.
GAAAAAUACGGGAAAAUCAUUUUCCAAUUUCCAUACAAUUCCAUGUAAACCUCCCAGUGUUUAUGUCCUCUACCCAUCAACAGUUACUGCAGGAGGUUCUGACGGCCACUGGGAAUGUAGAGACAUGUUGUCUGAUCAGGAAAGCAUCAGGAUCAGUAAAGGCAGCCUCGAUUGGAUUUGAACCUAGUAAAGACCUAGUUCAGUCCUUAGUUGAUGGGUUUAAUGAGCUUAAGAAAGUACGCGAAGAAGGUAUUGAUUUUAAUGGAGCGUCAUAUCAAUGUGUGAGAGCAGAUAACACUUCCAUUUACGGGAAAAAGGGUGGUGGAUCAGGCUUUAUUGCAGUGCAGACUAAGCAGUACAUCAUUUACGGGAGUUUUUCUACGUCAAUGUAUCCCAGCAUAACUGCUGAAGCUAUUCACAGUUUAGGUGAUUACUAUAAAAGCAAGAACAAAUGAGAUUAUAUUAUAACAGUACUGCCUUGAGUAGAAUAAUAAUAUUUUUGUUUAUUGGAUUAUAUGCUGGUAUUUCUUGUUUAAUAAAUAACUAUCAAUGUAAUCACUUCAA